Messenger RNA from Lagopus leucura (white-tailed ptarmigan), 3382 nucleotides. RefSeq names its product muscleblind like splicing regulator 2 (gene MBNL2). The record is from RefSeq and is a predicted model, not a curated record. The transcript is spliced from 8 exons. Bases 742 to 1881 code for a protein of 379 amino acids. Gene Ontology annotation, molecular function: metal ion binding. NCBI's taxonomy places the organism in Eukaryota, Metazoa, Chordata, Aves, Galliformes, Phasianidae.
GCGGCGGGAGAGGUGACAAGCAGCUGCGUGGAGGCGCCGCCGCCCGGCUGCGAACGGCCCCUUCCCGGCCCGGCUUCUCCGCGAGGUCAGUGAUUUAAAAAGUGCCUUUGUGAAGUCACUUUUAUGAGAGAGGACUGCUACGCCUGUGUUUUCAAAAUACUGUCUUUGCCAGCUAGACGUUGCCUUGACCUUACCUGUGGUGGAAGAUACCUCAACUGUCUUGAUUUGCCAAUUAAUUGAUGGGAAACUGAACUCACCGUAAAAGCAGGAAGAAGGAAUUAUUAUUACUGGGACAUGAACAAAUGAAUGCAUUGCUUUUCUUGUGUAAUCAGUACCAGCAAGCAACCUGCGGCGAACUAAUAUUCCAUCCAAGAGUGCCAUUGCAGUGAAGGACGUGUGCUUGUAACCGGUGCAUCAGUGAUACAAUCAGCAGACCCACACAUUUUACAGACAGAAAUGCUCCUGAGCAUGAUCUUCUUCAGCCAAAAGUCUACAAGUGGGACUUAAUGAUUGAUGAAUGACUGCUCGCCGAUAAACUUUCUCAGUUUAUUCAGUGUUGUGUGACUUGGACAUCAUUAAUUGUCCACUUUUAAAAAAACAAAAAACUUUCAAUUGGAAUUAUUUUUUUCCUGGUGUUUUGUUUUGUUGUUUAUUUUUCCUUCGUCAGUAACUUUGGAAAUUUCUUUGGCGUAAUUCGCUUGACGGGGAAGUUCUACACAAAUUCUGCAUCAGCCUUUCAACAUGGCUUUGAAUGUUGCUCCUGUACGAGAUACAAAAUGGCUAACGUUAGAAGUGUGCAGACAGUUUCAGAGGGGAACUUGUUCACGCUCUGAUGAAGAAUGCAAAUUUGCACAUCCCCCUAAAAGUUGCCAGGUUGAAAAUGGAAGAGUUAUUGCCUGCUUUGAUUCCUUAAAGGGUCGUUGUACAAGGGAGAACUGCAAGUACCUUCACCCACCAACGCAUUUAAAAACUCAACUGGAAAUCAAUGGCAGGAACAACUUAAUCCAACAAAAAACUGCAGCAGCUAUGCUUGCACAGCAAAUGCAGUUCAUGUUUCCAGGAACCCCACUACAGCCAGUGCCCACAUUUCCAGUGGGUCCCACAAUAGGAACGAACACGGCUAUUAGCUUUGCUCCUUACCUAACGCCAGUAACACCAGGAGUUGGCUUAGUCCCGACUGAGAUCCUGCCCACGCCACCCGUCAUUGUUCCUGGAAGCCCACCGGUUUCAGUCCCUGGUUCUACUGCUACUCAGAAACUCCUCAGGACUGAUAAGCUGGAGGUGUGCAGGGAGUUCCAGAGGGGAAACUGUGCACGUGGAGAGACUGAUUGCCGCUUUGCACAUCCGGCAGACAGCACAAUGAUUGACACAAACGACAACACCGUAACCGUGUGUAUGGAUUACAUAAAAGGUCGUUGCAUGAGGGAGAAAUGCAAGUAUUUUCACCCUCCUGCACAUUUGCAGGCCAAAAUCAAAGCGGCGCAACAUCAAGCUAACCAGGCUGCAGUGGCAGCCCAGGCAGCUGCGGCAGCUGCGACUGUGAUGACUCAGUCGACUGCCAAAGCAAUGAAGCGACCUCUCGAAGCAACUGUAGACCUGGCCUUUCCUCCCGGUGUUCUUCACCCUUUACCAAAGAGACAAGCACUUGAAAAAAGCAAUGGUGCCAGUGCCGUUUUCAAUCCCAGUGUCUUGCACUAUCAACAGGCUCUUGCCAAUGCUCAGUUGCAGCAACAUGCGGCGUUCAUCCCGACAGAUAAUCCUGAAGUAAUCAGCAGGAACGGGACGGAGUGCCACGAAGCCUCCCUGCGGAUGGCCAAGCACGGCUACUGUACAUACUAUCCUGUCUCCUCCUCUCUAGAAUUGCCACAAACUGCAUGCUAAGUAAAGAAUUUGUUCUUACGGACAAAUCACAAACUCUAAAAAGCUAGUGCUGCUAUGUCAUAUAUGAAUAUUAAAUAUGGUAUGCUUACUAUACUCCGACCUAAAAUAGUUAACUACCUGAUACCAGCUGUGAUGUUUCAAGACAUAAAGGGUAACAUUUAGUUUUGAAGAUUUUCUAAGCAUAGUUUAAUUCUUGCAAACGUUGUCUUUUCUCCAUAACUAUACCUAAUGGAAAUGGUCCAAUUGAGUUAGCCUUGGGAGAUUCGCAGUUCAUGAAUCUUUCAAGCUCAGCAAUAAUUAAUUUGUAUUGGCUAAAAACAUAUCCCGGUUGCACGGUUAGUUUGAGCCCAAACUAUAAUUGGGGGUUUUCUUCUUGGUUAAAAAAACUCCUGGUUUUGCUCCCCGAGCAAUUUGACUCCGAGAGGGAGGAAGUGCAACAGAGCCCGGCGUCCUGCACGUCACCCUGCCAGUCUGAAAUUUUUAGCCAGAAACCCAAAGUAAAGCACAAAUUCUUUAGAUGCACAUAGUUGGUGUUUGACUUGUAUGGAGAAGUUGCAUUUGAGUCAUAGCAGAAUAGGAGAAAAAAAAAAAAAGAAAAAAAAAGAAGUGAGAAAUUUUGCACAGUAUGAGCUUCAUACCCCUUUCAGUCCCCAAAAGAACAAAGUCUUGAAAAUAUUAUUUUACGAGUAUAUUUAUAAUGUUUUUAAAAGAGACUUUGCAGAAGUGCCUAAAUUUUGUCACAUCAGACUUGGUGAAAGUGAGCCUGAUGCCAACAGUCAAUCCUAGCAGAAGCAAAUAUCUCUCAGACUCGUGGUCGGGUUACCCAAAAGAUCCGAGCCCUUAGGGACUAAGAGUAACCUCGGCCGACAUAAAAUCAAACGAAAAGACCAAACUGACAAAAGGAGAGUAGAGAAAGAAAGCUGUGGAUGAAGAGAAGUGUACAAUACUCUAAUUUAAUUAAAAUUCAGUUUAGUCACUGAGACUUCGUAAGUGACUUUAAUCUAGGUUAUUAACUGAACACUAAGAAUGUAGAACGAGAUUCAGUUUAAUAAAUCAUUACUGUAUUUGCGUUUUUUUUAAUUGGGUUAUGCGAUUGUAACCAGAUUAGAAUGGAGAAAAAAUAGUUCUUUUAAUUGUUUUUCUUUAAAAACAUAUUUUAUGUCACAAAAGUAUGAAGAUAUCUUUAAUACAAUUAUAUACAUAUUAUAUAUACAUACAUACAUAUAUAUGGAUGAAGCAGAUUUUAAUGUUGUUUACUUUUUUAAAUACUUUGUUGAUUUACAAGGUAAUUAUAUAUGUAUAAUUAAAAUUUCAUUUGUUUGAUUUGAGAUAUGUUUCAAGCACUAUUGUACCAAAUAUUUCAUAUUUUCACAUUUUAUAUGUUGCACAUGUAUCACAGAAAUGACAUAGUUUUUAAAUUAUUGUUUGAAAAACAAGACAGCUGUUAUAAGUGGAUAUUAUGUAUAAUUGUUUGCAGCAUAAGUUUUCUAUGUGGACAUUA